UUGGUUGCACGCAUCGGAUAUGCUCCCACAUAUUCGCUUCCCUCGUCUUCUUCCUCCCCCCUGCCGGUGCUGCCUCGCUCUGACUACUUAGCUACUGCUGCUCCAACUCCAACCAACCAACACCAACCUCUGACCUCCUCGCCUCCAUCCCUAUAUUAAGCUCAGCGUCGCCACUGCUUCGCCCUCCUCAUUCUCGUUCCAGCAGUUAUUUAGGUGAUCUACCUAGCUAGCGAUCGAGUUAGUUAUUCUCUUGGCUACAGAGAUAGACAGAUAUAUCAAAUAAAUCAUAAUCUUGCAAGAAGAUGAAGUUCGGCAAGCGGCUCAAGAAGCAGAUCGAGGAGAGCCUGCCGGAGUGGCGGAGCCACUUCCUCAACUACAAGGAGCUCAAGCGCCGCGUCAACGCUGUCUCCUCCCCGGCGCCCUCCCCCGCCGCCGAGGCCGACUUCCUCACGCUCCUCAACGCCGAGGUCGACAAGUUCAACGCCUUCUUCCUCGAGCAGGAGGAGGAGUUCGUCAUCAGGCAGAGGGAGCUGCAGGAGAGGAUCCAGCGGGCGGCCGAGGCCAAGCCCUCGCCGGCGGCGGACGCCGAGAUCGCGCGCAUCCAGCGCGAGGUGGUCGACUUCCACGGCGAGAUGGUGCUGCUGCUCAACUACAGCAGCAUCAACUACACGGGCCUCGCCAAGAUCCUCAAGAAGUUCGACAAGCGCACCGGCGGCGUGCUCCGGCUCCCCGUCAUCGCCGGCGUCCUGCAGCAGCCCUUCUUCACCACCGACCUCAUCUCCGAGCUCGUCAGGGACUGCGAGGCCAUGAUGGAGGCCGUCUUCCCGGCCUCCGCCGUCUCCGACGCCAGCAGGGACCUCGAGGAGCGCCAGGCGCUCGCCGCCGCCGAGCAGAGCAUCUUCCGCAACACCGUCGCCGCGCUGCUCACCAUGCAGGAGGUCCGCAGCGGCAGCUCCACCGUCGGCCACUUCUCGCUGCCGCCCAUGGCGCCGCUGCCGGAGUCCGACUGGCUCGUCCAGUCCGUCCAGCCGCCGGCGUCGCCCCUCAUCCCCACGCAGUGAUCUCAUCGAUGUCUUCAUUGUCUUGCACGACAACUGAGCAUACGCAAGAACGCACCAAUUAAUAUAAUCGUGCUAUAAUUAAAUUAAUUAGAGGCUACUGUUUUUAUUUUAUUUUUUUGUCACGAAAUGCGCUCGCUGCAGGGUUAUACAAAUGCUGAAAAGAUGAGAUGUGUAAUUAUCAACCUGUAAUAUCACUCCUUUUUCUUUUUCUUUGGAUGUGUGUGCUCUUGUCUUACUUUUACUGACUACUAGUAGGACUAUAGGGAAUAGGGUUAAAUAAUGUAACAGGCAGGAUCAAUCAGCAUUGUUCUUGCAGUGAUCUUUUUACCGGCAAAUCCAACACCAUGCUGCGGAUCAAAGAUGCUCAGAUCCUCUGUCA
Molecule: messenger RNA, 1440 nt
Organism: Panicum virgatum (switchgrass)
Lineage: Eukaryota; Viridiplantae; Streptophyta; Magnoliopsida; Poales; Poaceae
Product: SPX domain-containing protein 5-like
Exons: 2
Coding region: 303-1061 (252 amino acids)
Biological process (GO): cellular response to phosphate starvation
Source: RefSeq, a predicted model, not a curated record